Molecule: messenger RNA, 1527 nt
Organism: Sungouiella intermedia
Lineage: Eukaryota; Fungi; Ascomycota; Pichiomycetes; Serinales; Metschnikowiaceae
Source: the annotation of a GenBank genome assembly
AUGUCUGGUAACCUGUUCAAACUCACUGUGAAUGAGCACCUCGAGGGACUCCCAAAGGUGAUCCAGUCCAAGUUGUACGAUGCACCUGCCACAUGUUUGUCUAUCUAUCGAUUACUUCCUCCUUUGGCCAAGUUCUACAUAGUUACCAUGUUAUUCAACGAAAAACCCGUGGCUGUUAAGGACUUGGAGAAAUGGUGCCAGCCACAAGCACGAAAAUUCCAAUAUGAGUCUCUUAAGCGAUUGCGUGCGUUGCAUUUGAUCGAGGAAGAUUCCAGUGGAACUCAUAUACGUCUCCAUCAAACAUUCCGGAAUAACUUUCGUGAUUGUCUUACUGGCUCCCAGGCAUCCAAUGCUUUUGGAAAAAUUGCCACCAUCGCAGACAAAAGUCCCAUUGAUGUGAAGUUUUUGGACCAGUUCGCAUCCCAGAAAUGGGAAACCAUCUUGCAUUUCAUGGUCGGUAGUGACCUACCUGAGGUUCCAUCGAGACCUGUACUUUCCUUGCUUAAACUGGGCGGUCUAAUGGAGGGACCAGGCACAUCUGCAAUCAACUUGAAAAUCACGAACAGUGGAUUUCAAUUUUUAUUGCAAGAUGUCAAUGUUCAAAUCUGGACCAUAUUAUUGGAGUACUUGAACUUGGCUCUGGAUCUCAACAUGGACCCAGUCGAUGUGCUCAAUUUCAUCUUCAUUCUUGGCUCAUUAGAGUUGGGCAAAGCGUAUUCCAUCUCUGACUUGAGCGCAACCCAAGUGAGCAUGUUGCCUGAUCUCAGAGAUUACGGACUUGUUUAUCAACGAUCUGAAAGCUCUUCUCGUUUCUACCCAACCAGGUUGGCCACAACAUUGACAUCCGAGUCUACAGGACUCAAGACUCCAUCCAUGGCCUUAGACCAAGCUCUCCAGGAUUCUGGGAAGACUCUGGAUCAAGCUGAAGGCGGUGACUCCCAAAGAGGUCAAAUCAUCUUGGAAACUAACUUCAAACUUUACGCAUACACGAACUCGCCGCUUGAAAUAGCUAUCUUAAACUUAUUUGUCAGUAUGAAGACUCGAUUUGCCAACAUGGUGACGGGUCAGAUCACUCGUGAGUCCAUCAGAAACGCACUUUACAAUGGUAUCACAGCAGACCAAAUUAUCAGAUUUCUAGAGACACAUGCACAUUCGCAAAUGAGGAUUCUUGCCAAAGAAAAAUUGGAUAAAAAAAUUGAAUUUGACGCCAGUCAUAACAUUAAUACAGCUGGUGGAGCUCCACAGUCGAAAUCAACAGAUGCGGGAGUUGCUCAGCAUCGUUUGGAAAUCUUGCCUCCGAAUGUAGUGGAUCAAAUCAAGCUUUGGCAAUUAGAGCUCGACCGUAUCCAAACUUUCGAAGGUUAUCUCUUUAAGGACUUCAAAGACCAAAACGAAUAUGAUGUGUUGUGCAACUAUGCCACUGAAGUUGGAGUGCUACUUUGGUCAGAUAAGUCGAAGCUUCGAUUCUUUGUCACUGCGGAUGGUAUGUCUCAGGUCGCAGACUUUGCCAGUCGCAAGUUUCGGUGA